Zeugodacus cucurbitae (melon fly) is the source of this 6645-nucleotide messenger RNA. It is a transcript of the gene Root, whose product is annotated as rootletin. The record is from RefSeq and is a predicted model, not a curated record. The transcript has 14 exons. Bases 317 to 6397 code for a protein of 2026 amino acids. NCBI's taxonomy places the organism in Eukaryota, Metazoa, Arthropoda, Insecta, Diptera, Tephritidae.
UCUAGUUCAAAAUAACCAAUAACCGCAGUUACUACGACAAGUAUUACUUUCCACUCAUAAUUCCACAAACUUGUGUCAACAGUAUAAAAUCAAUGCUGGUGUCCCUGGAUACCAGGAAUUUGUUAAUUCAAUUGUUUACUUUGCGCCAACUUUUUGGGAAUAACCACAUUGCUGAUAACUUGGUUGGCUGCGUUGGGGAGCAUUGCUGAUUUAGUUUUUUUCAAGUUGUGCAUGAGUGAAGGUUUAGUUUAGAAUUUUGUUCGCGGAUUUGAUACGAAAUUACCCCAACUAGACUGAAGACAAAUGUGUUUUGAAGAUGCAGGCAUACCGGGAUAACUUCAAGCAAACACCUUGUCCAGCAACGUUUGAGACAAGUGGUACGCCUACAGGUCGAUUACCUUUCUCGAAAUCGAAUCGCAACCGCAACGCUAUAGAUAAAACGUCUGGCUGUGUUGGAGUUGUCAAUCCGUGUGGAGCUGCUCUAUCCUCUGAGACAGGCGUUUUAACAACACCCAGAAUGCUAAGUCCUACCCAAAAUGUUGAGCCUACAUCAACGGCCGCGUUACUACGACAAAAUCAUGAGCUGCGUCAACGUCUCUCGGAUGAGGCAAGCAGCUAUCGUCGACGUAUAGACUCUUACAAGCAAGCGCAACAAAACCAAGCUAAUCUUGUCAGUCGCUUACAAUCGAAAAUACAACAAUAUCGACAGCGUUGUAGUGAUCUUGAGGAUCGAAUGCAUGAUUCUAUUAAACACACGCCCGUGCCUCCUUGUGCGCCGAAGAUAACCACCGGUCCAACCUCUAGUCAGGUUAUGUGUUCAACAUCAAUGGCGUUAGGUCAAUCAAGCCUGCCGUGUUCAUCUUCCUUGGACUCGCCGCCAUUAACUUGUGCACGAGAUUUUAUUGUGCACGAAGAUAGUGGUGAGCUUUGUCGUAAGCUCGAGGAUGAGCAUAGUAAAUGUGAACAACUCAUGGCACAGAAUAAUACAUUGCGGCAGCAGUUGGAAGAAUCGAAUCGCACGAAUGAAGCCAUAACUAACGAUCUACAGAAGCUAACUAAUGAUUUUUCCAACUUACGAGAUGAGUUGCUUAUUAAAGAAGACGAAUAUAAAGAAGAAGAGCAGGCAUUUAAGGAUUACUACAAUGGCGAACACAAUCGCCUCUUGAAGAUGUGGCGUGAAGUAGUUGCCGUCAAACGUGCUUUCAAAGACAUGCAGUCCGCUAUGAAAAAUGAAGUUGGCAAAAUGAGCUUGGAAAUUGGCAGCGCUGCCAAGGAUGUGACGAACUCUUGCGGUGGUCUCUCCUUUGUGCUACAACAAGCAAAACGCAUAACCGAUGCCGAACUUUGCGAGUCUAGACGUGAGAAUAAUGAUUUGAAGUCUCAAAUGGCGACCUUAAAGGUGCAAUUUGAAAGCGCACGACAAGAAGUUUUAGAAAGAGAUCAACGAUUACUCGACCUUAUGAAUCAAUUGAAAAAACUUGAAGAACGUUGCGCUCAAGCGGAAUCGCAAGCAAUGCUGGCCAAUCGUUAUAAUGAUGAAAUCGAGCGGCUGAACAAUUCUAUACGUGAAAUUGCGCAAGCCGUCGUACAAGACGCCGAAAGUGCCGAUCGCGAGGCGGACGCUACAGAGGCGAAUGAAUCGAUGCAGCACAUGCACUUGACGCGUGAUAGCGGUGGUGCUGGUAUGAGCGUACCAACGAAAUCGCCCCGUCGCAGCUCGGCUCGUGCAUCGCAAGCUUUUGCUGAGGGCACUAUAUCAGCAGUACAAGCCGCACUACAUAAAUAUCAAUUGGCCUUGCAUGAUAUGCAAGUGAAAUUUCAGAAUGCUAACGAAAAUCUGCGUAAUACUAAAGCACAACUCGAAACGACCGAUGGCACAAAAGCGCUCUUGACAACGAAGGUACAACAGCUAACCGAAAAGCUUGACGCCACUAAUUCGAAGCUAUCUGAACUAUUGAAUGAAAGAGAUAGUUUACAGAAGACGCUAGAGGAGGUACGCCAACAGAAACAGCAAAGCGAACAAGGACGUCUCGAUUUGAAUUCAGCAUUCGAAAAUCUAAGCGUAGAUUUCGAGAAGCUGCAAAUAAAAAAUGGAAAACUGCUUAAGAAAAUUGAUUUACUUGAAGAUGAUAAAAAGGCGGUGGAGUUGGAAAUCCAACGGAUACUUAAGGACAAGAAUAUACUUGAGAUGAAUUUAAGGUCGGAGGAGGAUCGCGGCAGUCGUCUACGUGAGGAGACGAUAUCAUUGCGUGAAGAAUUGAACAGCGUAAGCCUGACUCGAGAUCUGCUCGAGCAGCAACGUAUCGAAUCCGAAAAUAUCAUUAAUCUAAUCGAAAAGCAAAAAGCCGAUUUGGAGUAUGACUUAGAUAAGCUACUUUUAGAAAAAUGCGAUCUACAAGAAAGACUAGAUAAAUUAUCGAACAGUAACACUUCCACCUCAGAUGAGUUAAAGACACUUCAAAGUAGUUUAGUGCAAACUCAGGAGGAGCGCAACAAACUGAAAGCAGAAGUAGAUGAAAUUCGCAAGGAAAUAGCAACAGUACGCAAAGACCUAAGUAGCGUUGAAAAGGCUCGUCUAGAGCUGGAAACCGAUAAUUUAUCGUAUAGUGAAAAGCUAAAAUGUACGCAACUGGAAAAAGAAAAAAUAUUGCAGGAUCUGGCCUGUGUUACACGCGAUCGUGGUGAUAUUCAUAAUCAAUUGACCGCAUUGUGUCGCAAAAAAGAGUCGCUCAAUGAAGAACUUAUGCGAACACGACAAAAGUUGGAGCAAACCGUCGAAACAAAUAAUCGUUUGAAUAGAAAUUUGGAAGAGAUGGUAAAGGAUGUGGAAGAAAAACAGGUCGUUAUAGACUUGCAUGAGAAGGAAACGCAUCGAUUACAGGAGCUUCUCGCAGCAUUACGUACUGAAAAGGAGUCUCUUGAAGCUGUACUUUUCGAUACAAAUACACAGUUAGAAGCCACUGAGGAGAAGCGCCAACAGCUGGAGCGGGAUUACCAAGAAGCACUUGUGCGCGAAGAGUCAUUGAAAAACACCGUUAGUCGCCUCAGUAAAGAACUAGAACAAUGUCAACGUCGUGCGCAAGAAACUAAAACUCAACUGAUGAAUGCGGCACGUGCUGCUGAAAAUGAUUUCAAUCAAAAGAUUGCGAAUCUUAAAGCAGCAGGCGAAGAAGCAGCUAAGAAACAUGCGGACGAGUUAUAUAAACUGAAAACGGGAUUGGAAAAGCGUAUGGCACAAGCGCUACAGGCGCUCCAAACGGCAAAGGAUGACGAGAUAGAAAAGUUACAGGAGCGUUUGGAGGCAUUACAAGCGCAUUUGGAAAGCUUACUACAACAGCAUGAGGAGGCGAUGAUACGCGCCGAAAAUGAAAAGCAACAAGCUUUGCUAAUGGCACAUCGCGAUAAGCAAGCGCUCAUGGAAAAGUUGGAAGCAGUCGCGCGAGAAUUGAAAGUGGAACAGGAAGGGCUCGAACGACUGAAACGUGAACACAAUGCACACGACGAAAAGCAGCGCAAUGCAAUUGCGCAGUUGAAGGAUGAAAUCUCGGCAAUGCGUACAAGAGAGGAGGAAAAUAGAAUGAAACUCGAAGAAUGCAUAAGGAAACAGGAAAUGCAAUUAACGAGUCUAAAAGAGGAAAGAGAUAAUCUUAAUCGUCUGGCGGAGGAGUUGAAAAUGGAUAUACGUCUAAAAGAAGAUAAAGUGGAAGGAAUCAACAAUGAAUUGCAGGAUGCAUUGAGAAAAACCAAAGAAGGUGAGGCAUACAUAGACAGUUUACGCAACGAGCUUACCGAUUGUCGUCGCCAAUUGGUGGACAGUAACAUUGAGAAGGACAAGUAUUCCAACAGCAACAAGGAGUUGCGCGAUCAUGUGAAGCAUGUCGAAAGCGCUAAACGCGAACAGGCACGCGCCAUCGAGGAAGCUUUACAGAAAAUUAAUACACUACAAGAAUCUAAAAGUUCGCUGGAAAAUGAUCGUACACGUCUAACGACGAUUCUAAAGGAGACUGAGAAUAAUAUGAGUAAAACUGUGCAAGAACUCAAUGCAACCAAGAAUACGCUACAAAAAACGCAAAUGGAUUUCGCUCAAAAGGAUGAAGGUGGCAAGGAAUUGCAGAACAAGUUGGCGGCAGAAACCGAAUUGAAGGAGCGUAGUCAACAGGAGCUCGGUCAGAUUAAAAAACAACUUGCCGAUCUUGAAGAAAACUUAUGCGAAACACGAGCGGAACUUGGGCGUGCCCGUUGUCAGUCCAAUCAAGAAGAGCAUCGUUUCCACAAUCGUGAGCAGGAACUGCUUGCGCGCAUUGAAGAGGCACGCGGUAGAGAAAAACGUCUGGAGGAUCAGAAACAUAAUCUCGAAGUAUGCCUUGCCGAUGCUACACAACAAAUACAAGAGUUAAAAGCUCGUCUUGGCGGUGCUGAAGGGCGUAUACGUGCACUGGACGAGCAAUUGGCUUGUGUAGAGCUGCACAAACGCGACACAGAGCAUAAAUUGAGCUCAGUAGCACACACACUGCGCCGCAUUGCCGGCAUUCAGCCCGACGGUAGUGUCAAUCUUUCCUAUCGCCUCAUCAGCCCAACGCGACGUUACAGUCCCAUUCGCAAUGGCAUGGCAUCAUCCAGUUGUCAUGAUUACGACGCUAGGAGCACGUCACAAUGUCCGGAGGCACCUUGUGAUCUAGAUCCGGAUUUAGUGCGUAAGGGUGUGCGCAAUCUAAUGCAUCAAGUAGCGCAAAUUGAGCGUGAGAAGGAUGAUAUGAAAGUACAAUUGGCGGCGGCUAAAAAGCAGCUACAGGAUGCUGCUGAACAGCAGUUGCGCUGCGAUGGAAAAGUCGGUAAACUUCAACAAAUGUUGCGACAUUUGCAGGAGGAGAAGAGUAACCUAAACACUGAAUGUAGUAUGAAAGCUUCGGCCUUAAAUGCGCUCGAAGAAAAGUUUAAGCAGAAGUGUGACGAGUGUCAACAGAUGCGUGAGAAGAUUACACAACUGGAAAUGCAGUUAGGAUCAUGCAACGAGGAGAACUCGCAGAUUGAAGAUCGUUUGGAGAAAUGCCGUAGUCACGGUGCGAAAUUGGAAAAUGAGAAACGUCAUCUCCAAGAAGAGUUAGCCAAGGCAGAGGGUCGUGCCGCCAAGUUGGAUCUGCAGCGUGUCGCUAUGGAGGGUGACAUAAAUCGUUUGCAGAUGGCUCUGCAAGAAAAGGAUUGUCAGGUACGACAAGCGCAAGAACGAUUAGACAACCAAAAUAGAGCAAUGGUACAAUUGGAAGAACGUUGUACCUCACUUAAGACGACAGUGGAUCAAAUGAAAGAUCGUCUGCAAAAGACAGCAGUCACAGAAAUGGAAUUACGUGGAGAAAUUAAAGUGCUGAAUAAAGAACUCUCCGAACAGGGACAUUGUUCACAAUCAAAUGAAGAGAAACUGAAGUUACUACAAAAACAAUCACAAGCAGCGGAAAAUGAGAAGCGUAUACUUGCUGAACGUUUGGAUAAUGCACAAAGCAAUCUGAAUGAGUUGCGACGCAGCCAACAGGCGCAAUUAGAUCGUAUACAGAGAUUGCAAGAGCAGGUUACCGAUUUAGAGGUGCAACGUUCGGCUUUGGAGUCACAAUUGCGUAUUGCGAAAUGGAAUCAGGAGGCGGGCGAUAGCGGCGGCAUAACGACUAAUGUCGACAAACGCGAGGAAGAAGAGUUGAGUCGCCAAUUGAAAUCGUCGCAAAGAGAAAAAUCCGAAUUACGCAACAAAUUACAAACUCUACAAGACAAAGUCAAGCAAUUGGAGUCGGAGCGAAAGAGCAAAUUUUCGGGUGGUGGUGGCAUUACAGCAUAUGAUCGCGCAGAGAAAAAUACUUCAUAUUAUGAUUCUGGAGAUUACGACUCUAAUCGAAUGGAAAAUGCGCAAGGUUCAUACAGUUGCGGUCUGGAUCAUGCCGUCAUAGAGCAUGAGUCCCGUGAUCUACGUUUAAAAGUGCGACGCUUAGAGACACUCUUGGCGGAAAAAGAAUCCGAAUUAGCAAGACUAAAGGCACGCGUACACGAUAGUGCCAAAUGUGGGGAGGGUGGAAUAGAUGCAGAUCGCUAUCGCACCGCUCAACUGCACGCCGAAAAAUUAUUAGAUGCGCGCGAACAGUCGCAUCGCCAGCAGGUGUUGCGUUUAGAAAAUCAGAUAUCUAUGUUACGUGAACAAUUGGCACAAGAAGCCAAACGACGACAACAAUACAUUUUGCGCAGCUCGAAAGCCAAUCGCGAAAUGCAACACUUGCGCAAUACACUUGGCGAUUCAUUAAGACACGUUUCUCAACAUCCUUUAGAUCCGAAUUUGUUGGAAAGCGAGUCGCGCCGCUUGGACAAUGCCGUUUCUAUGAGCCUACCACCGUCAACAUGUCGAGAUUACGAUCAAUAAAACUUGUGAAGUGAAUUGAUUUGUGCGCAUAAGGAAUUCACGAAAGGACGGCGAAAUUGAAAACUGCCAUUAAUAGCUUCCUUUUAGAAACUAAAUGCAUUUAUUAGCAUACAUAUUUACAUGCAUAUAAACUAGUCACAUAGUAUACAAAUCAUAACUAUUAUCACUAACCACACAUGCAUACUUACAUACAUAUGAAUACAUAUGUAGAUAUACAUAUACUAAAAUUGUGAGAAAAAUACAAAACU